AUGAUUAUCCCCAUUCGCUGCUUCUCUUGUGGCAAGGUCACUGGAGAUCUCUGGGAGCGCUACCUCAAGCUUGUUGACGAUGGUGCUACCGAUGGUGAGGCCAUGGACCAGCUCGGUCUCAAGCGCUACUGCUGCCGCCGUAUGAUCAUGACACACGUCGACCUUAUCGAGAAGCUGCUCAAGUACACUCCCGAUGGUCGCCACGAGAAGAAGGUCACUCUGCACCGAGGCUAG
Molecule: messenger RNA, 234 nt
Organism: Neoarthrinium moseri
Lineage: Eukaryota; Fungi; Ascomycota; Sordariomycetes; Amphisphaeriales; Apiosporaceae
Exons: 4
Coding region: 1-234 (77 amino acids)
Biological process (GO): tRNA transcription by RNA polymerase III; transcription by RNA polymerase II; transcription by RNA polymerase I
Cellular component (GO): RNA polymerase I complex; RNA polymerase II, core complex; RNA polymerase III complex
Molecular function (GO): DNA binding; DNA-directed RNA polymerase activity; zinc ion binding
Source: RefSeq, a predicted model, not a curated record